Messenger RNA from Tilletiaria anomala UBC 951, 1470 nucleotides. RefSeq lists its product as uncharacterized. Gene Ontology annotation, molecular function: protein binding. The record is from RefSeq and is a predicted model, not a curated record. The transcript has 5 exons. NCBI's taxonomy places the organism in Eukaryota, Fungi, Basidiomycota, Exobasidiomycetes, Georgefischeriales, Tilletiariaceae. The coding region runs from base 1 to 1452 and encodes 483 amino acids.
AUGUCCCCCCCCCACCAAGUCUGGAAACUAGAAAGUGCCUUGUGGCUGCACCAAGAAGCUCACGACGCGAUGCCACAAGAAGAGGAGCCCAUAGGGGUAGGAAAUAGGGUUAAUGACACUCUGGAGGACUAUGGUAAAGUGGAGCCCUUAUCAUUGCCUCUCGCAAAACCAGUCCUCACAGCCCCCGAACUGGUUGUGCCGGGGCUGUGGGCGGGUGGGGAGAAUGCGGCUGUGCCCCUCGCGCGUCCUUACCACUUCAGCGCCGCCGGUAACAGAGCCGCCUCCAAUAACGCGGCAUACUAUAGUGAAAAGGACAUCAACCUUCACCGCUUUCACGCUCACGGCAGCAACAUGGCAGCAAGGGGCAAGAGCGGUGGCGGCGUCGAUAUCAGUCUGCUCUUCUCGAAUCUCCUCCUCGCGGCUACAGUUGUGAUCGGCUUCAUCGGCUGGUUCGUCGCUUUCAUCGCACAGGCAGUUGCACAGGGGCGCCAUGAUUCUGCUACGCGGACCGCGUUGGCGCCACACAUCCCUUACGUUUGGUUUGGGAUCUUCGCUCAACUCUUCUUGACGAUUGGCGUCAUCCUGACGAUCAUCACCGAUGCGAUACCUGUCGCCCGACUCCAGCUCUCGGCAUGGACCGCUGUCGCCCUCGUCUUUGCCGUCCUCGGCGCCGACCAGGGCGUGUAUGGCGCUGCAGGCACGACUAUGGAUGGCCCAUAUAGAGCGAUGGGCGCCGGUUACAUCCUCUGUGCGGCUGUGGACAUCAUCUGGCUCUUCUUCUUUACCUCAGAAGAGGAGUCCACCUUCUACAGUAUCGCCUCUCGCUUUGGCAAUGGUCAGCUCUCUGGCCCGGCCAGCGGAGCAGCUGCAGGGCGCUAUGGCGCCGGGGGUCGUGGUGCCAUGGGCAACGGCAACGCUUACACCGCAGGUUACGCAGGCGGGGUUGGCACGAUUAGCGGGCCAACGACCAACGGCGGCUACCAGGCCGCUCCGUACGGCGCAACAUCCAGUCAGACGGAGCUCGCCGGCAGCAACAAUGCGGCUAUUAGCAUGCCCGUCGCACACACGUCCGUGCAGAGUGUGCGCAACAGCGGGGCUGGUGGAGCGCUGAGCCGCACAGGCCCCGGCUCCGACUAUGGCGCUGCGACGUCGCAGCACGGCGGCGCGUCGUCCGCCGCGCCGCACAGUCCCGCCGUGCGCUCCGGUCAGACGUCCGCAGCGGGCGACGCGGCGGACAAGCCUCAGGCGGACCACACCGAAGGCGGCACCGACUACGGGUACAAGGCGCGAGCGCUGUAUGCGUAUUCGGCCAAUGCAGACGAUCCAGCGGAGAUUUCGUUCGCCAAGGGUGAUAUCCUCGACAUUGUCGACAACUCUGGCAAGUGGUGGCAGGCGCGGAAGCCGGAUGGCACUACAGGAAUUGUUCCUUCCAACUACAUGCAGCUGCUUUGAGCAAGUCUCUCCUGGUCG